Molecule: messenger RNA, 5008 nt
Organism: Paramisgurnus dabryanus
Lineage: Eukaryota; Metazoa; Chordata; Actinopteri; Cypriniformes; Cobitidae
Gene: cntn6
Product: contactin 6
Biological process (GO): axon guidance; cell-cell adhesion; brain development
Cellular component (GO): plasma membrane; axon
Molecular function (GO): cell-cell adhesion mediator activity
Source: RefSeq, a predicted model, not a curated record
GAGAGAGGCAACAGUGUGGACAGCAGACCUCUCCGCAUCUGUGUCUGUUUCAUUCACUGCGUUUACGCGUUUACUGGAGCUGACCUCGUUUGAAAGAGCUAACAAAGCUGACUUUACAUAGGAAGAACACAACCUGCUCCCUUUGCAGUUGAAUGGAAAUAACAGAGAAUCUGUGACCUUGGAAGAUGAAGAUGUUGUUGCCAUGGGAACUCUUAAUCCUGUUGUCACUCAAGAGCUGCCUAGCAGAAAAAAUUAUCCGACAUGGUCCAGUGUUUACCCAAGAGCCUAGUGACAGCGUUUUCCCUUUAAGUGCUGAAGACAACAAGAUAUUUAUCAACUGCAAAGCCAAGGGAAGUCCUGCACCUCUUUACAAGUGGAAAUUCAACAAGAAAGAUCUUGACAUUGACAUGGACAACAGCUACAGUCUUGUUGAGGGAAACCUAUUGAUCAGUAACCCACAGGCAAUGAAACACGGAGGAGUUUAUCAGUGUAUCUCCGCUAAUGCUUUUGGCACCGUCCUCAGCCGAGAGGCUAAAGUGGAAUUUGCGUAUCUGCAAAAUUUCAGCAGCAAAGCCAGAAGUCCAGUAUUAGUGAGGGAAGGACAAGCCGUGGUUCUCCUGUGUGGCCCACCACCCCAUUUUGGAGAAAUCAGGUACUCUUGGAUAUUUAAUGGGCGCCCCAGCAUUGUCGUCGGGGACAACCGACGCUUCGUGUCUCAGAGGACUGGGAACUUGUAUAUUGCUAAAGUGGAGACAUCGGACGUAGGCAACUACACAUGUGUGGUGAGGAACAUGAUGACCAACACAACCGUCUACAGCUCUCCAACUCCAGUCGUGCUACGUCGAGAUGCUGUGAUGGGGGAAUAUGAGCCGAAGAUUGAAGUCCAGUUUGAAAAAAAUCUCCACGUUGCCAAAGGAUCAUCCGUUAGACUGGAGUGUUUCGCAUUAGGAAAUCCAGUGCCUUCAAUCUCUUGGAGGAGAGCGGACGGAAGCCCCUUCCCAGGAAAGAUGAAGAUAAAUCACUCAAAUGGGGUUUUAGAGAUUCCCUAUUUCCGUCCGGAGGAUGCCGGACUUUAUGAAUGUGUGGCGGAAAAUGCAAAAGGACGCAGUGUUGCAAAAGGACGUCUUGUCUUUCAAAAUGUGGAGCACCUGCAGUGGUCACAGACACUCUUUGAUGCAAACAAGGCUAUUGAUGCAGAUCUUCGCUGGGAAUGCAAGGCUAAUGGAAAACCGCAGCCUGUUUACAGAUGGCUCAAGAAUGGACAUCCUUUAAUCUCUGAGGACAGAAUUCAUGUUGAUGGUGGCAGGUUAACCAUCUCUAACAUAGACCUGAUGGAUUCUGGGAUGUACCAGUGCUUGGCAGAAAAUGAGAAUGGCAUCAUAUAUGCUAGUGCUGAGCUCAAAGUUGUCGCGUCUCCUCCGGACUUCUCUAAAAACCCAUUGAGGAAGACCACGCUGAUCCAGAGAGGCGGAGAGGCUAUCAUCGAGUGCCGCCCACACGCAUCCCCCAGAGCUUCCUACUCCUGGAGAAAAGGCAGCGAGUUCCUGAAAGACGGCAAAAGGCGAACCAUCUUAGAGGACGGCACCCUGAGGAUCGCCAACGUUACCAAAUCCGAUGCAGGCCGGUACACUUGCGUGGCCAAAAACCCUUUCGGUACAUCCAGCAGUUCCGGCGCUUUAGUGGUCAAAGAACCAACCAAGAUAACUGUCCCUCCAUUAAGUAUGGAUGCCACAGUAGGGGAAAGUAUUGUCCUGCCAUGUGAAGUGUCUAAAGACUCAACUCUGCACCCCACAUUCAAAUGGUUCUUCAAUGGGAAACUCAUCGAUUUCAGCAGACACGAUCACUUCGGCAUGAUCGGAGGGGGAUCAUCUGGAGAUCUUAUGAUCAGAAACGUUCAGCUAAAGCACUCAGGAAAGUACGUCUGCAUGGUGCAUACAGCAGUAGACAGCGUCUCGGCCGCGGCAGACCUGAUCGUCCGAGGGCCCCCUGGUGCUCCGGUGGGUGUGUUGGUGGGGGACGUCACAGGCAGGAGUGCUCGGCUCUCAUGGGGCCCUGGACCUGACAACCACAGUCCUAUUACACUGUACAUCGUUCAAGCCAGGACCCCUUACUCGAUCGGCUGGCAGGCGGUCAAAACUGUUCCCGAUUCUGUGCCUGGACAGAUGAUUCACGCAACAGCGGUGGAUCUGAAUCCGUGGGUAGAUUAUGAAUUUCGAGUCGUGGCUAUCAACAGCGUUGGGGUGGGAGAACCCAGCGUGCCGUCCAAACCCAUUCGCACCAAAGCUGCAGAUCCCGAAGUCGCUCCGGCUAACGUAAGCGGAGGUGGAGGCAGCCGAGGUGAACUCGUGAUUGUUUGGGAGCCUGUGCCGGAAGAGCUCCAAAAUGGAGAAAAAUUUGGAUACAUUGUGGCGUUUCGUCCUCUCGGCACCUUGACGUGGAAACAAAGCGUACUGGCUCCGGCUGACGCAUCACGAUACGUUUAUAAAAACGAAAGUCUUCCACCACUCACUCGGUUUGAAGUCAAAGUCGGCGUCUACAACAGCGUUGGAGAAGGACCUUUUAGCCCAGCGGUUGUUGUAUAUUCAGCAGAUGAAGUACCCUCGGUAGCCCUUUCAAGAGUAUGGGUCCGCCCUCUAUCGGCAUCCGAAAUCGAGGUGUUUUGGAAGCCUAUCUAUCAAACCGGCAGCAAAGGGAAGAUAACAGGCUACGAGGUGCAGUGGUUGGAGGAAGGGUUACCAGAGAGCGAUGCUGAGAGAGUACGGGUCACAGAAAGCUCGGUCAACAUCACGGGUCUGAAGGGAAGCACUCUGUAUUUGGUGUCAGUCAGAGCACACAACAGCGCAGGGACAGGACCCUCCAGCGCCCCCAUCAAAAUUACUACCAAGAAGCCACCUCCAAGUCAACCUCCGGGGAACAUUGAGUGGAACCUGACAAACUCAAAAGUCUUUCUGAACUGGGAACAUGUGAAGGCGAUGGACAAUGAGUCGGAAGUAACCGGGUACAAGGUUGUGUAUCGUCAAAACUGGCACCGGGGAAGCAGUGUAGUGGAGACCAACAGGACGUCUGUGGAGCUUCAGUUGCCAUCGGGAGAGGACCUGCUUGUGCAGAUCAAAGCCCUGAGCGAUGGAGGAGACGGCAGUAGCAGCAGUCCUAUACUCAUACCAAAAAUGUCAAGUCUGAACUCAAAAGGUUACUUCAGGUCAGAUGCAAGCAAGAUGGCUCAUGUUCAUGCAGUAGUGUUUCUGAUCUUGUCCUGGAUGUUUUCAUAGAAAUCUGCCUUUACUUGGCUCUAACAAAACAACGAUUAGCUGGAUGUGGUUGUAUUUUUUUUUCUUUUUAAGGUGACUUUGCUCCAUUGCCUUACAUUGUGAAGUUUUUUUAACCGUUUUGUCAAACUAUUUGUCUUUUGUAUUUAGAUUUUAUGCAAAAAAAGCAGGUUUUGCCAUGUACUGUAGCUACUAAUUUUGUUUAGAUGAUCUGAAUUCAAAUCGUGGUCUAAAAUGUUGGAUAUCCAAAAUAAUUUUUGGGAUUCUUAUUUUAACGUUCAUGGAGUUUUUUCUUACAGACAGAAAAGUCGGGUAAGUCAAAGAGAAUGUGAUUGUGUAUAAAAGGCAAUUUAGUGCAUUAGUUAUGUGCAUUAGGUUGUUUAGUGACCGUUUGGUUUAUUACAGUACAUAGUUUCUAAUUGCACAGAUUUGUUUCUGCACUGAUCAUUUUGUUGUAUAAUUUUUUUUCUUAUAACCAGUUUUGAUAACAGAAGGAUAACGGGGACACUUUACAAUAAGGUUGUAUUUUUUUUACAUUUGUUUAUACAAAAACUAAGGUGAAUUAACAAUGAGCAAUAUCAUUUUGCAUUUAUUAUUCUUUGUUAAUGUUAGUUUAUGCAAAUACAAUUGUUCAUGUUAGUUCAUUGUGCGUUAACUAAUGUUAACUUUGCAAUUUAACAAAUUAUUAGUAAAUGCUAAAAUUAACAUGAACUUAGAUGAAUACAUGUAGUCUGUAAUGUAUUGCUCAGUUUUAGUUCAUGUUACACUGUAAAAAACAACAUGAUCUCACGGCAAGUAGUGUUAUAGUCACGGAAAAUUUGAUUAAUGACGACAUUCAGCUUUUUUCAUGUUACUCAGCACUUUCGUGUCCAUGGCACGACUUUCUUUUUCGUGUCAUUUUAUGUAUUCUCAUUUUUUUUCCUAUUUGUAAAUCAUUGAAGCUUUGGAUUAGAUUUGGGGUUUGGGUUAGGAUGUACUUUUUUGUAUUGGUUUCUACAUGUUUUUCUUCCGCUUUUAAAACUAUUCUUGCCUGGAUUUGGGGUUAGAGUUGGGGUUUGGGUAUGAAUGUCUGAAAAUGUAAAGUGAUUUUAACGCCAAUCCCAAGCGACAAUGGUAAGAAAAUAGGAAAAAAAACUAUAAAAAAUAGAUAAAAUGACAAGAAAGAGAAAGUCGUGCCACGGUCACGAAAAACUAUUUAUAAAAAUUUGUGCAAGUGACACGAAAAAAAAAACUGAAUUUCGUGCCAUGGACACAAAUAAAUUAAUACAAUUUUCUGUGACUAUAACAUGACUUUCCUUGAGAUCAGUCUUUGUAAAAAGGUAAAAGUUGGAUCAACUUACAAUAAGUUUUUUUUUUCAACUUAAAUUCUUACUUUAAGUAAAAAAUAUAAAAAGUUAUAAAAUGUAAUUUUAUUGUAUGUUAUUAACUGAAGUUUAUUAAUUAGAGCAGCUUUCACAUUUUACAGUGUAGCUUAUUCAUUAACUUAUGUUAACAAAUACAACCUUACUGUAAAGUGUUACCGAAUAAAUCUUGUUCUACAACUGUAUGAUUUUUUUAUGGACACCAAAUAAAAUGUUUGAUAAAUGAUGGUAAGCACACAGCUGAUUGUAACCAUUGACUUCCAUAGUAGGAUUCAGUGCUUACUAUCAUUUACUGUACACUGUAAAAAAAUCUGUAGAAAUUACAAUGUUAUUGCAGCUGGGUUGCCGGUAAUUUACCGUAGAUUUAAAUUUAUGUUAUUU